UAUAUGUAUAGUAGUAAUAAUACCAUAGUAGUAGUACAAUACUAUAGCACAGUAAAUACCGUUACUAUACCUUACAUAAGUAUAGUAAUCUUAUUUACAAGUAAUUUAAACCUUAAAUUUAUCAUUUAAUGGCUUAAUUUGGCAAAUGUGUAAGAAUGAGUCAGCCCUACCAAUCCCUUACCAACACUCAAAAUAAUUCUAAUAUUGUUAAGAUAAUGACACAAAUGGACUAUAGAGCUGAGAUAAUCAAUGGUAAGCCUGUUCUAUACCGUAGAACCAACAAUAGAUCAGAUUGGGACGACAUAACUCACACUCUCUACAGUUUGGAUGAAUUAGAAUUCUACGAUUUGGAGUUGAAUUACGCAAAAUUCACAGAAUUGUUGAGAAAGUUACGAGGUCUCAUUUAUACAAUAAAGUUGGGUCCAAAGUGUUAUCACGUCAAGUUUGGUGACAAGUUGGUGUGGUCCUACUGUGCAGACCCUUUCAGGAGAUUACCAUUUGAAUUAUUAUUUAAUUUGGAGAAUAAUACCAUGAAUUUACUAUUCAGUGAUGGGACAAUCAGAGGUUUAAACAUGGAAGGAUAUGACACCGACUGGCCAGAACCUGGCAAACCACUCACCAAACUCAAUGAUACAAAGUUAUUAACACAUGAGAAAUUGAAUGUAUUCCUGUUCAGCCAGGAGAAAAGAUGUUAUAAACUGGAAAUCUGUGAUAAAAUCAUUUGGAAACAUGAGGAAAACAGGCCGUUUCCCCUCUCUUGCAUAGUUGAAAAUGAUACUUUUACACUUGUUUUCCCAAUCAAUACGCCGUACAUUACACACAACGGAGCCACAAACGAUACCUUCACUUUCUCCUUCAAACCUUAAAUUUAUCACACAACAUAUGCAGUAAUAUUGUAUAUAAU
This is a messenger RNA of Theileria parva strain Muguga, 904 nucleotides long. RefSeq lists its product as uncharacterized. The transcript has a single exon. Bases 156 to 866 code for a protein of 236 amino acids. The record is from RefSeq and is a predicted model, not a curated record. NCBI's taxonomy places the organism in Eukaryota, Apicomplexa, Aconoidasida, Piroplasmida, Theileriidae.